AUGUCUCACUUUGAUAACUUGGAAUCCUAUCCUCCAUUUUUUCGCCCAAACCAUGGUAUCGACUCUAAUGAACAAGCCUGCAAAACAUCAGUACAUUUAGAUUCAGAUUGUCUUCCGGUUAUUGAUUUUCUGUGCAUGAACCCUGAAAAUCUAAGUGAAGCCUGUAGAGAUUGGGGCAUGUUCCGGCUUAUCAACCAUGGAGUUCCAUUGAACCUGUUAAACCAGCUCCUUGAUCAUGCCAAGCAGCUUUUCUCUCUUACAUUUGAAUCUAAGCAAGAUUUGUUAAGCAGCACCAGCCCCAUAGCCUACUUUUGGGGCACCCCUGCCCUUACGCCGUCUGGCGACGCCCUACAAAAAGGCUCCGGCACUCAAGAUCAUAACUGGUUGGAGGGUUUAAAUAUUUCUCUAACCAAGCUUUCCAAGUUUCAAUACGAAGAUCCACUCCUUGAGUCCUUCAGAUCCUCGUUGGAAGAAUAUGGAAGGCAACUAAGUAGGGUGGCUACAACAUUAUUCAGCACCAUGGCUGAGGACCUCAAACUUUGUUCAACAAAAUCCAAGUCUUAUUUAUCACCUCCCACUGGAAUUCUAAGAGUUUAUCGCUACUUCCGGUGCAUGGACUCCCACCAAAGAUGGGGUAUAAAUGCGCAUACUGAUAGUUCUGUUAUUUCAAUAUUACAUCAAGAUGAAGUACAAGGACUUCAAGUUUUCAAAGACAAUCAAUGGCUUGAUGUCAAACCUAUUCACAACACUCUAAUUGUCAAUCUUGGAGACAUGGCCCAGGCAAUGAGCGAUGAUAAAUAUUUGAGUGUAAAGCAUAGAGUGAAGGUGAACAGAGAUAAAGAGAGAAUAUCAAUAGGUUAUUUUGUGUUCCCAGUUGAAGAUGCAUUGAUCGAAUGCUCUAAAUACAAGCCUUUUACUUAUGCUGAUUUUCGGACCGAGGUACAAAAUGACUUGAAGACUCUGGGCACCAAGAUUGGUCUCCAAAAAUUUGAGGCCACACAAGAAUGA
Molecule: messenger RNA, 1008 nt
Organism: Fraxinus pennsylvanica
Lineage: Eukaryota; Viridiplantae; Streptophyta; Magnoliopsida; Lamiales; Oleaceae
Source: the annotation of a GenBank genome assembly